Nicrophorus vespilloides is the source of this 1412-nucleotide messenger RNA. RefSeq lists its product as uncharacterized. The record is from RefSeq and is a predicted model, not a curated record. Lineage: Eukaryota; Metazoa; Arthropoda; Insecta; Coleoptera; Silphidae. Bases 345 to 1217 code for a protein of 290 amino acids. The transcript is spliced from 6 exons.
AGCACCACGCUCUCCGUUGUGUAUGCAUCCAGUUUCCGGCAGACGCUUCCAGUCGCUACGGAACGCACGAGCUGUCAGCGUCGCGACGCCCGUCCUCCCUACCUUCCACCGCAGACCGCGACGCGUCACAAUUAGCGCGCGUUAAAUUUUCCAAUUAAAAUUGCACGCACCGAAUCCACCUUGCAUUCAUUCCGCAUAACAAUCAACGGCAACUGGAAUAAAUUAUGUUGAACUACUCGUUAAAAUAAAAAAUAAAAGUAGAAGUAAACCAAACCGAAAAGCUGCGAACACGUCGAGAAAACUGCAUUCAAAGUCAUUCAGAUAUACAUACAUACACGCAGAAAAUGUUUGCUUUGCAAUCCGUUUUCGUGGCUUUGAUGUGUUUCGCCGUGGAAAAUGGUGAAUGCUUAAGCCUGAAGAGCAUAAAGUUCCCUGAAGUAGCGGAUGUGAGGGGCAACGUGGAUCUGGAGUGCCAUUUCGAUAUGGAGAAGGAUAUCCUGAAGGACAUCAAGUGGUACAAGGACAACAACGAAUUUUUCAGGUACGAACCGAAAAGGACACCGCCGUACAUAUCCUUUGAGGUGGCCGGUGUGCACGUCCUCAAAGGCGUCGAUCAGUGCAACCUGAAGAACUGUUACGUGAGUCUCCAUCAGCUGUCGAAGGCGCAUAGCGGCGGUUCUUACCGGUGCGAGGUGACGAGCGAGGGUCCAUCCUUCAAAUCCGUCUCGGAGACGGGAAACAUCAUAGUGGCAGCUCUGCCCAACAAAGAAUUGCGAAUCGAGGGUCUACGGAUCGACGAGAAAUACGUGGAAGGCGAACAAAUCACGGCCAACUGCGUCUCCGACGUCUCCGAUCCUGCUCCGAUCCUUUCCUGGUACAUCAACACUAACGAGGCGCCAUCAAAGAGCGUCGGCGAAAUGAAGACUGCCCACGUCGACGACGAACUCGGAUCGGUUUCCAAAUCUUUGACGUUGAAUUUCACCGUCGACAAGAAGAUGGCCACAGCCUCCAAAGUGGAAGUCCGAUGCGAAGCCAAGUUACCCGGUAUCCCAUGGCAACCACAAACCACCGGAGUCGUUCUGACGACAAGGCACGCUGCGACGACGACCCCAAUUCCACCGCCGCGACCGCAGCCACGCAAGAAGUCGAACCAGAACAGGCCAGUGCUUGCACCAUUCCUUCUGCCCAUCGCCCUUUUCGCGAUCACCUUCAACUGAACACCACCAAACCAUAUCAAGUUUACUUUGUUUAUUUGUAAAUACGAAAGAAAAAAGUAUUUAAAUUAGUGUUUAGUGCUAAUCUAGUCUAUCAAUAUAUACACUUAAUUAACAAAUAUCAAGUUCAAAUUAAGUUUACCCGAUGAGUUUAAGGAGAACGAAAAAAAAAUCAACAGAAAAACGCGUUUUACAAUA